UUAAAACGACUGCCACAAUGGGAAGUUAAAAUGAGAAAAUUGUUAGACAUUAAUUGUUGGUAGUAGAGUACCUAAUAGCAUACAUCACAAUGCCAAAGUACGCGAGGAGUGCCAGCAUGCCUUCUAUAGGCUUCAGCCCGUAUUCUGCGACGAUGGAACCCCUGGCUCAUGCCAGUCGCGUGACUCUUGCUCCAGGUACGAGGAAGUUUAAGAAGAGAAGGAGAGGCGACUUCAUUUGGCAAGGCCGAUAUAAGGCGGUUACUUUCGCCAUAUUGAAUCUUCCUUGGAAUGUGUGGUUUCAAACAAUACUUCUUACCACUAUUAUCUACAAGUACGUAGUGAACUUACUACUCGGCUACUAUCUUACUAACUCGUCGACGUUUCUACUGGACGUUACAUUGCAUGUAACUGAAGUGCUAUUUGUCGUGGACGUGGUGGUACAUUGUCUCCAUGCCUACUGGCCUCCGGUCAGAUUACAUAUGAGGAUAUACAUGAGAACUCGACUGGCGCUGAUAUAUGAUCUUAUCACUCUCAUACCGAUUUCGACAAUAUUUAUGUACAAACCAGGCUUUGAGUUAGUCGUGAGGUACGGAAGAUGGCUGCCAAUGAGUCGCGUUUAUAGAAUUUUUUCAUAUUUCAAACAAGCAAAUGAAAAGGUGCAAAACGGUUCAAGAAAACUUCUGUACAUGAUAGAGAACGUGUUAUCCAUAAUGCUGACCGUACACUUGGGAGCCUGUCUACUGUACCACAUACACUCGAAGGCAGACGACAAGGAGAGUUGGUACAAGCUUGGCUACCCCGAAUACGUUAACAGUCAUAAGAUCAAGUUUGAUAAUUACAUUGCUUGUUGGUAUUAUUGCUCCUGUCGUUUGUUCAAUGUUAUAUUUGGAGAUGCAUUUCCAUUACUCGAUGCAGAUAAGUGGCUGACGUCUUUCCUGAUGAUAAUCGGGUACGUGGUAUUCCGGUUCCAGUACAUCGGGAUUAUGACCUGGGAGUUAGUUCUGGAGAACACGCGCAGAUCCUUGUUCAUAGAUCAGUACCACCACAUGGUAAGCUUCCUCAAACUGCGCAACGCGCCCACGUGGCUGUUGGACCAAGCGAAGGAAUAUAAGAAACGGCUAUGGACGAUGAAAGACGGCGUGCUGUCCUGCAAUGAACUGCAACGGCUGCCUCUGGCCUUGCAGAUGGAGCUCGUGUUUGAUAUCAACAUUGUGCACUUCCAUAACUCACUGCUUUUUAGGGAAGCGGAUGAGGCUUUUCUUCGUCAAAUUUCGCUGUUGAUGAAACACGAGCUAUACCUAGCGGGGCAGUACAUUUGGAGCCAGAACGUGGUGAAGAUGGGCAUGAUCUGCAUCAAGCGGGGAGUCAUCGAGAUGCUGUCCGACGAAGACGACGAGAGUCCCAUCAUUGCAUUCAAGGAAGGCACUGUACUGGGUGAACUGAGUCUAUUCUACUCGAUCCCGGCAAAGGUUACCGUGAAGGCGGCUACUUAUGUGGAGCUCCAGGUAUUGCGUCGGACGGAUUUCAUGCGAGUGGCGGAGGAGCAUCCAGUCAUGCUGUCCUUUGUGAAAAACAAAAUUAAAGAGCGGCUACGGAAAUCUAGGCAGAGACAGGAAGCGAUAGAGGAAUACGACAAAGGCGAUUCAAGACUAAUUCGAACUCGUUACAGACCUAUGAAAGUGCUUAAAGACAAUUUAGCUGGUAUCGAAGAGGAAGACCCCACAUUUGUAGACGAUUCUCACAUGUAUUACAAAGAUGAGAAUAAUGAGCGACAGCCGAAAUUUACAACGGAAUAUCUGGAAUUGUAUCAAAUGUCAAAUAAAGUUACAACUAUCGAUUCUCCCAAAAUAUGCCUAAGGUCGAAUUUUCCUUGGAUACUGCAGCCAAACACAGCUUUCACUCACAUGUUUGACGUAGCGCAUUUCCUGAUGGUACUGUAUCUGUGUGGGUUGUCGCCCUACUACGCCUUACAGACACACAAAACGGACUUCGAAAUUGCCUUUAGCACACUCGUGGUGGCUGGACUGCUUUUGAAUAUCUACAUUCAGCUUACUACGGCUAUUAUUGAGAAGAAUGUCAGAAAAGAAACAGUGCAAGAGAUAGCAGAAGUGAAGAUGUCGUCAGUAGGCUUCUACCUGGACAUUCUGUCGGUGUUUCCCCUGUACAUCUUCUCGGACACUUUCGACCCGACACACAAGUCCGUCAUCGGCCAGGUGGUCAAGCUGUUCCCGAUGCUCCAGGUCUGGCACAUCUGGGACUACUGCAGCAGGUGGAUGCAGAACUUUAGUGCUAACCUCAAGCUCCUAGUGUUGGUCAAGCACACUCUACUGGUAGUUAUUUGCUGUUAUUGGUCUGGAUGUUUGCUAUAUUUGUAUGCUUGUCCAAGAAGGUUGUGCUUUGAGAAAUCCUGGAUGUCGCAGCUGAUUUACUGGGAAACGAAAGUUUUCAUGACGACGAAUGCUCGCCACGAGCGCCCAUUUGUAUCAGCAUUUGCGUUCGGGUCGUCUGUAUUCACCCUCACUGGCUCAUCAGACUUAGCGCCAGGGGUCCGAGAUUUACUUGUGGUGGUUUGUAUUUUUACUAUUGGAGGAUUUCUCUACUGCUUUUAUACUGCCAAAAUUUGUAGCAUUUACGUGCUUGAGACCAGAAGGAAGUUAAAAUUUAAGGGAUGUAUGACAGAGCUGUUCUACUUCCUAUCGGUGAACCGUGUUAGUGGGAAAAUAAAGUCAAGAGUUAAAAAGUUUUUCUGCGUUCAAUGGUACUACAACAACUCAGUGUCCACAAAAGAGAUUUUCCAAGACAUGUCAACGAAUAUUCAGCAAGAGGUCCUCUCCGUGGAAAUGGUGGAGACUUUACUGUUUUGCCCCAUCUUCCAGGGUUGCAACCGUGACUUUCUGCAGACCGUGACGGCCAGCUCCAGGACUAUAGUGCUGCCUGACAACGAAGUGGUCCAGCAUGCUGCCGAUAUAGGACGCGAUAUGUACAUCUUACAAAAGGGUCAUUGUAACCUCCUCAAUCACAACGCCAAAGUGGAGAGGUCGAUAGGACCCGGCAAUCACUUCGGAGCCAUUGAAAUGCUGUUUGGUUUGCCAAAGGUGUACACAGUGAUGACAACGACAAACUGCAUAUUACUGCAUGUAGAAUACAGAACACUGGUGCAGUGUUGGGGCACAUUCCCUGAUAUUAGUCAUCCCAUUAUCACGGUGAUCGAAGACCCUGAGAUAUUGGAAAAAGCUAAAUGUUACGAGGAGGCCAAGCCGCUGACCGGCAAGCUGGACUCGAAAACAAACAGAAUUGCGCAAGAGAUAAAGGAAAGUUUCGUGGUGAUGACCGACCGAGCUGAGCGCGCGAAGUUCAUGAAGGUCUUCGAUUGUUUAGGCAUUAUGAGAUUUCUCAAAUACUUGUUCAUACCUGGUUGCAUCACGCCGCACGGUAUAUUCCUCAAGACUUGGUGCGCCUUGCGCUUUCUGAUCGCCUGGUACUAUGUUACUGUAAUACCUUACAAUAUGGCUACCAAACAACAUAUGCAUCAAGGCAUAUUCUACUACGCUGAUAUAUUCUUAUACGUCGACGUCAUAGUGAUGGCAUACGUCGCUUACUACAACGAGAAUUCUAUAUUGGUCACUCAUCCUCUACUAACGGUCUCCCGAUAUUUGAAACACGCUUUUUUACUGGACGCUAUCAGCAUUUUUCCGUUUGAACAAUUGGUACGAAUAGUAAAUGAAAACAACAAUUUAGAUAUGUUUAGACUAAACAGAAUGCUGUUGCUAACAAGAAUAACCGGGGCUUUCUCAUAUUUGGAAAGCGAUAUAAUGCAAGUGAACUUCAUAGUGAUCCUGCUAAAGUUCCUGCCCAUAGCCAUAACAUUUGUGAACAUCGCCACUGCGUGUCUAUUCGUCAACUCUUGUUCAGACACCUACUUGCCCAAGAAUGCCACCUCCAGCUACAUCCUCGUCGAGUGCACCAGGGUGCUUAGUGUCUCCAACAGGCCUGACAGAAAAUAUGCAGUAACUGAAUAUGCGUACACAUUUUUCUGGGCUUUCGAAAUAUUUGUUGCCUGUGGUUGUACUCCAGUGAACGUGUCUAACAAUGUGGAGAUAUGGCUCACAAUAGUCCUGCAGAUUGUGGGCUCACUGUAUUUCGCGUUCAUGUUUGCGUAUGUGUCUUCUACUCGUACGGCCUCCACUCACGCCUUGUUGAAACAUUCUGAAAAAACAAAAGACCUGGCGAACUUUCUGUACCAAGCGAAUGUGGACCCGAACUUGACUGCCAGAACUCUGAAAUAUUUCGAAUACGUGUGGAAACGGACCAACGGCAGCAACGCACAGCAAAUCUGCCGCCGUCUACAUUCAGCCCUUAUGGAAGACACCUUGGUGUUCAUGUACGAGAAGGCCCUACGUGAGGUGCCUCUCUUCGGGAAAGUGGAACGGUCCUUCAUCAGGGUAUUCACGCAGCAUUUGGACGAAAUGUACUUCCUUAAGGGAGAGACAGUUAUACAGUGCAUGGACGUGCAACAGUACAUUUACAUUAUUUAUAGAGGAAAGGUGGACGUCCUCACUUCAUACAAUGAAAUGAUUACGUGUAUGGGACCUGGAGGCAUGUUUGGCAACUUCAGUGGCCAACCAAUGGCAUGUUCAUCGGUGACAAUCUUCGCGAGUCGCAGUCUCGACUUGCUUGUGAUAUCCGGCCCUACGUUCUUCAACCUCAUCAAGUACUACCCUAAGAUCCAAGAACCAUUGAACAAGGCUUUCUUAAAUUCGAAAGACUAUAUUUUACCUAUAACUAUGAACUAUACUGAUGAUUCGUCUUCAGAAGGCUCAGAGUAUGAGCUGUAUUCGUUGGGAUCAGUCGCCGACUCCAGAAGUGAAUCGAGCAAAGAUGGUACUAAUGCAUCAGCUAUAUACCGCAGCCAGUCCCAGUCCAACGUGAGCCAAUCGAAAUCCGCCGCUAGUGUGGGGACGUACUAUAGCUAUUUGUCUAUGGAUAACAUUUUCAGACCCGGCUCGAUGAUGUUUCAGGGUUUCGGAUACUUAACAUGUGCAUUAACAACUGUUAAUUACGUACUAGUAUUGUAUGAAGUGGUGACACUCAACGACUGUGUCGUAUUUUUCUGGCUGCAGGCCUUAUUCGAUAUAUUUUUCUAUGCUAAGAUAUAUUUAACAAUGCACCAGGGUUUCUUGACCAAGCAUGGUGAUAUUUUGAUAGACCCGGUCAAAUGUAGGAAGAAAUAUUUUAAAAAAUCACUCUGGGUGUGGGCUGAUGCUCUGUCAAAUGCCCCUUUGGAGUUCAUUGGCUUCUUUUUCAGCGAACCUACUCGAAUGAAAGUGAUCCACUAUUGUCGAAUCAAUAAGUUGAUUCGACUGUCUUAUCUGAUAGAAUUUUAUAAUAAUACUGCUGCUGAACUUACGAAUAACCUCACUAUACUUCAGGCGACUAUGACGUUGAUUGUGGUUGUUGUCAUUAUACACACCUUCACAUGCUUCUGGCUUAUCUCCAUGAUGGCGUAUUCUCCAGUUACCAUCAUAAGGACGCUCAAGAUGCAUCUCAUAGAUGAGGUCACACCACAGCGGCGCUGGGACUACGUGUCCUCCUUAUGCGUGAUCAUCUCGGAGCUGACGACGACCGGCGGCGACGAGUUCGUCAUCACCGACAUCAUCCCCAUGAUCAUCCUGUCGGCCUGUCUCAUCAGCGGCAAGAUGUUGGCUUCUGUGGUGGUAGCCACCGCUAUACAAAUCGCGUACGCUACCAAGUAUGCCAUGAUUCAGUACGAAAAGUCCACCACUGAGCUCAUUGAUAUGUUGAAGAACCAGGGGCUGUCAAGUUACCAACUGAAGAAGUUUGUGAAGUAUGUUCAACAGCUUUGGGCAACUGAACGCGGCAGACAGCUGCCAGUUCUCCUGAGCCAGACCCCUUACGUCCGGCGCUGCAUCCUCAUGUCUGCUAUGUUUGGCCACCACUUGAGGAACUGCCACAUUUUCUCCGAUACGGGAGAAGCAUUCUUGCGUCAACUGGCUGGGGCUCUUGAAUAUACCACAUUUUUUCCAGGUAACUAUAUAGUGGUAGCAGGGGACAGUGAAGCCCGGAUGUACUGGGUGACGACGGGCAUCGUGUCUGUGGUGUCCGUCAGGCCAGAUUUAACGGAGACCACACACGAGUUCUUGCAUGCAGGCGAUAUGUUCGGGUUGUUGCAAGGGUUGAACAGGGGCAUCCCUCACUGCUUCUCGUACAGGGCUGAGACAAAGGUGAGUGUAGUGUCUCUCGCUUUGGACAACUGGCUCGACAUGGUGCAGUUUUUCCCAGAUGCCAAGAAGAUAAUCAUUGAAAGUGCUGAAGUUUUAUUCACUACCUUAGUCUAGUUUUAAAUUUAUUAGCGAGUGUUUCAUUAUUCGCGGAGGCAUAAUGCAUGAAAUGGAGGAUUUCAAUGUAAUUAUAUUCAGCUUGUUCAGUUAGUGAGAUCAAAUUUUGUUAAAAUUAUAAUGAUGUACCUUCAUAUCAUUGGUAGCUGAUGUACUUUUUAAUUUUAAUAUAAUUUACAAUAGAGUAGUUGACAAGGUUAGAGCAUUGUAAAAAAUAUAUAUAAUCUAGAUAAAAGAGAUAUAUUUAGGAUUAUUAUAGUACUUCAUAGACUGUGACAAUGCAGCUGGAUUAUACGAAAAAGUUGGUUGGGAAGUCCAUUAUUCAAAAAGGAACAAAAUCCAAUAUUUUUCAAAAAGUAUGAAAAUAUGAAAACAAUCUUUACAAUAAAAAAACUGAAAUUUUGCAAGAAUUUGUAUUAACAAUUUAAUUUUUAAUUUAUUUUCUUUGUGAACAUUACAUUUAUCAAGUCGUGACGUCUCUUCUAUGUGGCAUUUAGUGUGGAGCGUUUGGACGAGUACAAAAAGGUGCGAUUUUAUUAUCAAUAUCAAAUUUUUCACUUGUGUUUCUAUUAAUAUAAGGGUCUUCGAAUAGUCAUCAAAACAAAAAUUUGUCAACUAGCCUAUUAUGAAUAAUAAAUAAAUAUAAGUUCAAUUUAUAAGUAUUUAUUUUAUUAUAUUCUAUUAUAUAUCUAAAUGUGUG
Messenger RNA from Plodia interpunctella (Indianmeal moth), 7056 nucleotides. RefSeq lists its product as uncharacterized. Gene Ontology annotation, molecular function: inward rectifier potassium channel activity; protein-containing complex binding. The record is from RefSeq and is a predicted model, not a curated record. Lineage: Eukaryota; Metazoa; Arthropoda; Insecta; Lepidoptera; Pyralidae. The transcript is spliced from 46 exons. Gene Ontology annotation, cellular component: plasma membrane. Gene Ontology annotation, biological process: membrane repolarization during action potential; potassium ion transmembrane transport. The coding region runs from base 90 to 6356 and encodes 2088 amino acids.